AUGACCAUCAAGCGCAUUACGCGUGAAAUAGCUGACCUGAAGAAGGAAGACCUCGGUCCGAUUGUACUGGAACCCAGCGACGACCUCAGUAUAUGGAGGGGAAUCCCGUCUAUUGCCACACAAUACGUGCGAAAUCGGAAAGAACACGACGCCACCGCCCGCCAGUGGACUCACAGCUUUGCAUAUCCCAAACCUCCAAUUCCGAUAGUUCAGCCACAGACCAGUAAGGCCAAAGGGAAGAGGCGAGCAGAUGACUCCCCUCAGGUUAUUAUUGGCAAUUCUGGUUCUGCGUCAAGGCCAUCACGGUCAGCUACAAGCGCAGCGACGACUGGUGCUUCGACUACUGAAAUUAUAGAGCUCGAUUCCGACUCGGAAAUCGAGGCGAUCACGAGAUCCGAUCCCAAAGGGAAAAAGAGAAAACGUCCUUCGGGAACAGGGCCAGUGAAUGCAGAGGAAGUGGUGGAUGUAUCAGAUGAUGAGGAUGGUGUUGGUGCUGGUGCAUCAUCAAAAAGGACUCGCACGCGGAAUCCACCCAGUACAACAGAUAGGGGCACAACACAUGGUGAGGUAAUUGUUAUUGAAGAUGAUUGA
Messenger RNA from Psilocybe cubensis, 591 nucleotides. RefSeq lists its product as uncharacterized. The transcript is spliced from 2 exons. The record is from RefSeq and is a predicted model, not a curated record. The coding region runs from base 1 to 591 and encodes 196 amino acids. NCBI's taxonomy places the organism in Eukaryota, Fungi, Basidiomycota, Agaricomycetes, Agaricales, Agrocybaceae.